Molecule: messenger RNA, 3224 nt
Organism: Rana temporaria (common frog)
Lineage: Eukaryota; Metazoa; Chordata; Amphibia; Anura; Ranidae
Exons: 2
Coding region: 1250-2278 (342 amino acids)
Source: RefSeq, a predicted model, not a curated record
CAUUUCUUUGUCAGUGGGCAAAAUCAGCAGGGGAUCAAAUACCUUUUCCCCUCACUGUAUAGUAAUGGGAGGAAAUGAUGUGACAUUGCUGCUCCAGGCACCUGAUCAUAGCUUGGAAAACGGGGGCUGAUUAAUGUCACAGGUUGUUAAUAUUUGUUUUAUCGUCUCUGAAGCUGGUAAUUACAAAAAUGUAUAUGUAAUAGGUUUGUGGAUGGGCAUAAGUACGAUAUGCGAUAAGUCACUAAUUGCAGAGUUGGGUUUAAAUAGUUGCAAACAAGAAGACAUACACCACAGCCAAACUUGGAUAGAAGACUUAUGUUCUGCAGCCUGUCAUAUUGCUGCACCACAAUAGUGCAAUCACACAGCCUUAUCGAGACCUGAGCCAUAAUUGUACACCAUGCAUCUUGGCAUUACAAAAUGUCCCUUUUCUUCACCCAGGCCUGUACUAUUGUAAUAUGGAGCACCUACACCACCAUUCAUUUUAUGUACAGGGGUAAAUUAUGUGCUGUGUUUGCUGUCCCUUUGUAUGGUGUGUAUGUAGACAUACAUCUAAGAGGAACAAUUGCGGCAGUUCAGCCUGCUCUGUAAUACGAUAACUGGUGAGCUCUUCACAAUUAUACAGAUCGGUAAAGACUGGGAGAGGCCCCAACCUACUUUUCUGAAGCCCCAGUUCUGGUGCCUCACUUGCUCCACUGGUAGUUUCACCCUUUCUGUACCAGUAGGGAAGGGCCCAUACUUGCCUGGUCCCAGUUUAGGUGCCUCCAUUGCUCCAGUUUUUAUUACCUGUGCUGUAUUCCUUGGAAAGAGCCGGGACAAGCCCCUACCUACCUGAAGCCCCAGUUCUGGUGCCUUUACUGCAGUGGUAGUUGAGCUGUUUCUGUGUUGGUAUGUUUUAUUUUGUGUAGGUUGUGCCUGUACCUUCUGCACCAUCACCAACGUAGUUUACUCGCCCACUUUCGUGCCCUUCUCAAGUUUACGUAAAUUUAGUAUUAUUAUUUUUCUACCAUAGCUAAACAUAAAAGGGACAAAUCUUGUUCAGGCAUCAACUGAAGUUUGGAAAUUUUAGAGACUGAGUGUGCCUAGAGACCAUGCCUGAAUGUGGGUUAGAGACUGGCACGCAAUCCAUGGGUCAUGGAAAAUCUGCCAUAUGGUUGGAAAAUAUGGAUUUUGACGGCUAAUAAGGAGAUACUGUGCCCUCUGCCUGUAAACUGGGUCAGCUUCACACAACAGUCAGAGGAGAUUGAACAAAAUGACCAAAUGUGUAAUUUUGUUCUCCGUGAAGUGGUUAAUAUACUCUCGUGUAACAUUGUUAUAUUAUGGCUUUUGUAAGUGCCAAAUAUCUGUCCUAAUAUUACAUGUUGUGUUUGCCAUCAGUGGCUUAGUUGGGUGUACUCGCCACCUAAUAUUACAUCUUGUGUUUGCCAUCAGUGGCUUAGUUGGGAGUACUCGCCAUCUAAUAUUACAUCUUGUGUUUGCCAUCAGUGGCUUAGUUGGGAGUACUCGCCACCUAAUAUUACAUCUUGUGUUUGCCAUCAGUGGCUUAGUUGGGUGUACUCGUCACCUAAUAUUACAUCUUGUGUUUGCCAUCAGUGGCUUAGUUGGUUGUACUCGUCACCUAAUAUUACAUCUUGUGUUUGCCAUCAGUGGCUUAGUUGGGUGUACUCGUCACCUAAGAUUACAUCUUGUGUUUGCCAUCAGUGGCUUAGUUGGGAGUAUUCGCCACCUAAUAUUACAUCUUGUGUUUGCCAUCAGUGGCUUAGUUGGGUGUACUCGUCACCUAAUAUUACAUCUUGUGUUUGCCAUCAGUGGCUUAGUUGGUUGUACUCGCCACCUAAUAUUACAUGUUGUGUUUGCCAUCAGUGGCUUAGUUGGGUGUACUCCCCACCUAAUAUUACAUCUUGUGUUUGCCAUCAGUGGCUUAGUUGGUUGUACUCGCCACCUAAUAUUACAUCUUGUGUUUGCCAUCAGUGGCUUAGUUGGGAGUACUCGCCACCUAAUAUUACAUGUUGUGUUUGCCAUCAGUGGCUUAGUUGGUUGUACUCGCCACCUAAUAUUACAUGUUGUGUUUGCCAUCAGUGGCUUAGUUGGUUGUACUCGCCACCUAAUAUUAUAUGUUGUGUUUGCCAUCAGUGGCUUAGUUGGGUGUACUCCCCACCUAAUAUUACAUCUUGUGUUUGCCAUCAGUGGCUUAGUUGGUUGUACUCGCCACCUAAUAUUACAUGUUGUGUUUGCCAUCAGUGGCUUAGUUGGGUGUACUCGCCACCCGCAUGUCCUGUGAUUCAUCCCCUGAUGGAAAUAAGUUGGUUUCUCAUUUCCUUCUAGCAUCAGCUGCAGUAUCAACACGCUUUUUUUAAAGUUUCCGUUUAUUAUUAUAUAUAUUUUUUUUUAUUAUUCGGUGUUGAGUCUGUGGCUUGGUUUGUGAGAUAUUUAUCAAUUAACACUGUUUUACGGCAAAUUGUGAGCAAAAUACUUGAAGUUAUACUUUGUCUAACUGCAUCCUCAGAAAUUGUCAUAAGCGGUAUAGGACAGAGAGAGUAAAUUACAGGUAGUAAGUACAAUGUGUAAAUUACUACAAAAAAGGAGCAGAUACCACCUUCUUCCCCCGCUUGUAUCAGAGAUACACUGAACUCCCAUGGCACCUGUAAGAAUUUUAAACUUUCCACUGUAAUAAAAUAGGAUUGACAGCCAAUUACUAUGAGGGCACAUUUACACUUUAGUGACCUGUUGUGGUAUGUUAAAACUCCUUUCUUUGUGGGUUGCAUUAAAGUAAGCCUAGUCAUAAAUCAAUCAGAAAUGCACACAACUUUAUUUUAGCAAGGCAGCACACCACCAUACACAGUAUAUAACACUCCCUGCUGGAGGAGUCCCCCCUGUGUAAGCUCCAGUAUCGGAGCUUACCCAGAGGAAUGAUAUCACUGCCCUCCAUCUGAUGACCAUUGUCACUGACAAUGAAAGAAAGGGAAAAUUCUAAAUUUUAGAGUUGUCUCUAGAACAAACAUGGGGAAAUCUUCCAAUAGGGAUACCUGUCUAAAGAGAGGAAUUUCCCUUCACUGGAAGAUUUCCUCUCUCUUCCUGUUGUUCCUCUGGUGAAGUGAAAUUUCCCCAAUGGUGCACAGACCACAAAAAAUUAUCAAACAGGAAUUUUAACCUACUCCCUGCUCUAUCCAAAUACCGUGUAUACUCAAGUAUAAGCCGACACACCUAAUUUUACCUAAAAAAAAAAA